AUCCAGUCUCAAAAUUGGACAGCGUGAAACUGGUGAAACCAGUGAAACGACGCGAAGACGUUAACGCGUUGGUCCGAUUGUUUCAACCCCUUCAACGUUGGCCUGUCUUCGUUUCCGAGGGCUUCAGAACCCUGAAAGGAGUUCGAGCAGACGUUCUGAUCGCUCACUGGUCCGAUCUGUUCGGCACGUUCCUGGCCUGUGAGUGGUGCUCGGUGUUUUUCCGACGUUACGUCAGGAGUAACGUUGGUCAGGGCCGACACCAUGGGCAUUAGCUUCGACGGACUCGGCGACGAGGGACCGGGCUUCGUGGGAAUCAAGUUCUGUCAGGAGUGCAACAACAUGCUCUAUCCAAAGGAGGACAAGGAAAACCGGGUGCUUCUCUAUGCGUGUCGAAACUGCGACUACCAACAGGUGGCCGACAACAACUGCAUCUACGUCAACAAGAUCACGCACGAAGUCGACGAGCUGACCCAGAUCGUGUCGGACGUGGUGCACGACCCGACACUGCCGCGCACCGAGGACCACACGUGCCCCAAGUGCUCGCAUCGGGAGGCCGUCUUCUUCCAGGCACAGUCCCGCAGGGCAGAGGAUGAAAUGAGGUUGUACUACGUGUGCACCAACACCAACUGCACCCACCGCUGGACUGAGUAGCGCCCCUCGGGGUGUAUUCACUGGAUACAAUGACCUGAAAAGCUUGGCAACAGAGUACUGGGACACUCCUGGUUUCGGGCUGCAACCGAGCGGGGCAGGCACAUGUUGUACAAGCUGUUACAAGUUCUCCAUGUAGAAGGCGCUGCUGCACGGACCCAGGAUGCCCAUUCAGUCUUUGAAGCACCUCAGCUCCAGAGUAGAACCAAGUGUCUAUUGAGUGUACAAUAAACAAAGCUGUUACGCAUUCCUGCACCAAAA
This is a messenger RNA of Ixodes scapularis (black-legged tick), 909 nucleotides long. RefSeq names its product DNA-directed RNA polymerase II subunit RPB9 (gene RpII15). The record is from RefSeq and is a predicted model, not a curated record. Gene Ontology annotation, molecular function: DNA-directed RNA polymerase activity; nucleic acid binding; zinc ion binding. Gene Ontology annotation, biological process: DNA-templated transcription; maintenance of transcriptional fidelity during transcription elongation by RNA polymerase II; transcription initiation at RNA polymerase II promoter. Gene Ontology annotation, cellular component: RNA polymerase II, core complex. The transcript has 5 exons. Bases 262 to 651 code for a protein of 129 amino acids. Lineage: Eukaryota; Metazoa; Arthropoda; Arachnida; Ixodida; Ixodidae.